UGAAGAUGAAUCGGGGCUCUCUCAUGAUUUUUCCAAUGCAAAAUAAACAAAAAGAGUAAACAAAAAAAACAAACAAAAAGACAUUUGUCAUUUCACUCAUUCAGUCAUUUGUGAUCACGGACAAUUAUAUAAGAGAUUUUGUUCCUUGAAUAUCAUAUACUCAAUCCUUACUCCCAAAGAAACCCGACAAGAAGUAACGACAAUUCGUCGACGCGGAGCACCUCACCAAAUUUCGUGUUAAAGUAACGUAGUUUAGAUAAUUUCUCUUUACUUAGGGGAGAGAAAAUUCUGGGAAACCGGCAAUUUCUUCUGCACUUUCCGAUCUCCAUUUCCUACAACAGUCGGCUAAUACAAACACCCACAAUUUUGAAAGAGAUGUUUUGAAUUUUGAUGGGGUUAAAUUUUGUUGUUAUUACUUUUUAAGGCCAUAAUUGCUGAGGAGUAAUUUAGGGUUUGUUUGGAAUUUCUGGGUUUUCAUUUUCAUGGAGUUUUCAUGGCUAAAUUGUUUUCGAAUCACCCUUCUUUUGCUCCUCAUUGUCGCCAUUGCUACAGCUUGUUUCACGCUCCCCGUUGAAAAGAUAUUAAGAGACUUCCUAUUGUGGGUGGAUCAAAACCUUGGAAAUUGGGGGCCUUUAGUUCUGGCUGUUGCAUACAUCCCUCUGACUAUUUUGGCAGUUCCAGCUUCAGUGCUCACGCUCGGUGGUGGCUAUCUUUAUGGGUUGCUUCUGGGUUUUGUUGCUGAUUCUGUAGGUGCUACAUUGGGGGCAACUGCAGCUUUUCUUUUGGGAAGAACUAUUGGAAGGUCAUUUGUGAUUUCUAAAAUCAAGGAUUACCCUAAGUUUCGGGCUGUUGCUAUUGCUAUACAAAGAUCUGGCUUUAAGAUUGUCUUACUUCUCCGGCUUGUUCCCUUACUUCCAUUUAAUAUGUUGAACUACCUCCUGUCUGUAACUCCUGUUCCCCUGUGGGAAUAUGUCCUGGCCUCUUGGUUAGGGAUGCUGCCUAUAACACUUGCGUUGGUGUAUGUUGGAACAACUCUCAAGGAUCUUUCAGAUAUCACGCAUGGAUGGCAUGAGUUCUCUCCCUCCCGUUGGGUAUUUCUUGUAUCAAGUAUUGUGGUUUCAGUGAUAUUGAUGGUUUGUGUAACUAAAGUGGCAAAGACUGCUUUAGAAAAUGCAUUAGCUGAAAAUGAGAAUGAAGAUACCCUGUCCUGCUCCGAGCUGCCUAUCUCAGGUGAUCUGGUAGGGGAUCUUCAACAGCCUCUCAUUGUUAGUAUGGAUUCGUCCCAGGAUAGCCAGCAGAGCUGAAAAUCGCAACAUGUGUUCGACGUUCCUACAUUUUGUACAGCCUUAACAUUACUUUUCCGUUCAUGAAAUUGGCCGAUAAUUUCCUUUGUGUAUAGCCUUUUUACUUAUGCUGAUCUGAAAAUGCUAAUUUGAGUUAGUCAAGGUUGGUAAGGAGUUUGCUGGAGAACUCAUGUUAGCAAUUAGCGAGAAUGAAAGAUGCUGAUGAAGAUAUUAUUGAAAGAAAUAUUUUCGCUGAGCUAGGCUUAUAGCUAACUGUUAGUGUGCGCCCUUUUAAUUUUUUUAAAACAUCUCCUUACUUUUUCCUCUUUUUUUCUACUCAUGUAACACUUAUCUCUCUCUCUGUAAUUUUGUCAGUUGUUGACUAUUGUAAUUAACAAUUUGCUAUUUAGUGCUAUCUGCACCAAUAUAAACAUGAGAAAAGGCUUAUAGUCUUCUGAA
This is a messenger RNA of Chenopodium quinoa (quinoa), 1742 nucleotides long. RefSeq names its product TVP38/TMEM64 family membrane protein slr0305-like. Gene Ontology annotation, cellular component: membrane. The record is from RefSeq and is a predicted model, not a curated record. The coding region runs from base 483 to 1304 and encodes 273 amino acids. The transcript is spliced from 10 exons. NCBI's taxonomy places the organism in Eukaryota, Viridiplantae, Streptophyta, Magnoliopsida, Caryophyllales, Amaranthaceae.